Messenger RNA from Xyrauchen texanus (razorback sucker), 2584 nucleotides. It is a transcript of the gene chmp1b, whose product is annotated as charged multivesicular body protein 1B. Gene Ontology annotation, biological process: late endosome to vacuole transport; endosome transport via multivesicular body sorting pathway; protein transport. NCBI's taxonomy places the organism in Eukaryota, Metazoa, Chordata, Actinopteri, Cypriniformes, Catostomidae. The coding region runs from base 177 to 776 and encodes 199 amino acids. The transcript is spliced from 7 exons. Gene Ontology annotation, cellular component: multivesicular body; ESCRT III complex. The record is from RefSeq and is a predicted model, not a curated record.
CGUCACUUUAGUUGUUUAGAGAAUCCGGAAGUAAACGCAGGGAUAUUACAACAAACAGACAGAGAGGACAGCAACUGUUUCAAACGCAAGAGCUCGACAAAAAGACAUCUGAAUCCUAUUUGGACCGUCAAUCUCGGCAUUCAUUUAACAGGAGCCAGCAACAGAACCGGAACGCUAUGUCGAACAUGGAAAAGAAUUUGUUUAACCUCAAGUUUGCAGCAAAAGAACUUCAGCGGAGCUCUAAGAAAUGCGACAAAGAGGAGAAGGCAGAGAAGGCCAAGGUGAAGAAGGCGAUCCAGAAAGGCAAUACGGAGGUUGCACGAAUACAUGCAGAAAACGCCAUCCGCCAGAAGAACCAAUCAGUGAACUUCCUCAGAAUGAGUGCCAGAGUGGAUGCAGUGGCUGCCCGAGUACAGACAGCAGUCACAAUGAACAAGGUCACCAAGUCCAUGGCUGGUGUGGUGAAAGGAAUGGAUGCAACCCUGAAGAGCAUGAACCUUGAGAAGAUUUCUGGCCUGAUGGAUAAGUUUGAGCGACAGUUUGAAACUCUGGAUGUACAGACAGCUCAGAUGGAGGACACGAUGAGCAGCACCACAACACUGACCACACCACAGGGUCAAGUCGAUUCUCUCAUGUUGGAAAUGGCAGAUGAGGCUGGGUUGGACCUCAAUAUGGAGCUUCCUCAAGGUCAGAUGGGAUCAGUGGGAACAAGUGUAGCAUCUGCAGAACAGGAUGAGCUCUCUCAAAGACUGGCUAAACUCCGAGACCAGGUGUAAGAAGAAACGGCUGUGGUUGUGUGCGUGUAUGUGUGAUUGUGUGUGCACGUGUCUGGGUGUGAGAAACUCGCUCCUGGAAGAAAUGGCCUCAUUAUUCUGUAAGUGUAAUGCAUUCGAGUGUGUGUGUGUGUGUGUGUGUGUGAGCUUUCCUUAUCUACGCAAACAUGCUGAAACCAAACUCUUAACAACUGGUAUGCAGUACCACUGCUGUCAUUAGAGUAGUCUUGGGGCCUUGCUGUAUGUUUUCAGUACCUAAUAAAUUACAUUUAGUAGUGGUUGACCGAUAUAUCGCUGAGGCCAAUAUUCAGAAUUUUUUAAUUAUCAGCAAUGGCCGAUAAAUUUGUUCCUUAAGUGCACUGAGAAUCGCCUGCUUGCAUGUGAAGCGACAGAGACAUGUAAACAACCGGCUCGUUUUGUUAUGUGCCAUCGUGUUACAAUAACCGGUGUGCAACAAUCUCAUUUAAACGGUUCGCAUAUCAGAGCUGCUGCAGACACCUUUGAGUUCAUAAUGUUAAAGUUCUCACCUGUUUCAUUAUCCCUCUCUCUCCUCAACCGUUCCCUGUAACUUUUAACUGUCUUGUCUAAUGAUAAAAAGGCAAAUGUGAUAAAAAGGCAAAUGUCAAUAAAACUAAUAUCGUAUAGCCUACCAUCUGCAAAUCUGUUUAAACAGAUGUAAUUCACGAACAUCACAAAAAUCCAGUAUUUUCUUCCUAUCAAGCACUCAUCUAAUAUGUUCCUAAUAUUAUAUCAGCCAGAAUCAAAACUUCAGGAUCAGAAUCAAAAGUUCCUCUGAUUCACAUAUCAUGACGGUCAGUUCGUGACAAUCCAAAAAGGUGAUACAGGCCAUUUAAACUGUCAGAAGAUUGCUGCUCGCUCUGGAUCUGCACAUGUUUGCAACUUCAAAGUAAAAGCGAUUCACGUAUGCUAUAAGGAAAUGUCUUAUUCACUAUGCUCCAUAUGUACAAUUGCACAAUCGCACAUGCCAUCCAUGGUUGCUGGACUACUGUGUGUACUGUUAUUUCCUUCUUCCUACUAUAUUAACAAUUAAUUAAUGUGCAAAUAAAUGACAAAAAUUUGAUGACUAAAGAGAAAUCAACUGCUAUCUACCAAUUUAAAUACAAUAUUACUUUAUAUUUUAAUAUUAUUAUAAGUUAGUUUAGUGUGACAUUGAGUAAAUAUAGUGCAAAAGAGUUAAUUCAUUUUGUAGCAAUCUUAUGUUAGUUAAACAUAAUUAAAUUGUGUGAUAUAUUGGCAUUGUAUCGGCCACCCUGCUCUCUGGAUAUCGCCAUCGGCCAUUAAAAAAAACCCAUAUCGGUUGAUCACUAAUAUUGAGUGUAAUAUUUCGUAGUAAUUGUAAAUUCUAUGUACUUCCAUAUUUUAAAUACCUGCUUGUUGUUUCUGAAAUACAUUUGAUGCAAAUGUGGCUACAUUUAUCUACCCCAGCAUUGGUAUCAGAUGCAUAUGUUGGUAAAAUUGGGAUUUAUUUUUCUUCCUGCUACACGUACGUUUUUGUCUAAAUGCUUUAAUAAUUUGUGUGAAAUUGUUACCUAAAAUGCAUAUCAUAAAAGACAGUUUAAAUAAAAUAUUCUCAUUGUCUUGAGGUAGUAAAAUUGGACAUGUCUAGCCAAAUCAUUUGUGUCUAUAGUCUAUACUUUCUGAAUAAACAGCACCUCUUUAUUUUCAAUGGGUUUUGUUUUUGUAAAACCAUAAUAAAAUAAAAAACGGCCUUUGGCAAUGUACGGCUCUAUACACUUGGUAAUAUAUGAACAAUAUGUGAACAUAUGUGUAUAUAAAUAAACAUUUUGCAA